Messenger RNA from Acanthopagrus latus (yellowfin seabream), 1321 nucleotides. RefSeq names its product probable N-acetyltransferase camello. The record is from RefSeq and is a predicted model, not a curated record. Bases 153 to 824 code for a protein of 223 amino acids. Gene Ontology annotation, molecular function: N-acetyltransferase activity. The transcript is spliced from 2 exons. NCBI's taxonomy places the organism in Eukaryota, Metazoa, Chordata, Actinopteri, Spariformes, Sparidae.
AGUCUUGUUAUCUUUUCAUGGCUGUACAUCGACUCAACAUAAAUGUUUUUUAACUUUCUACACAACGGUCAUUUGAGCUGCUGCCAGUUGGACUGUACCCCUGCUCGACGAAGACCAGCUUCACAAUCUACCUGAUUGACUUCCCUCCAGUCAUGCAGCUGGUGAUCCGGCGCUACCAUCCCUCAGACAAGGACGCAGUGUUAUCCCUGUUCAGUGCCGGCACCCUUGAACACAUCCAACCAUAUUUUAAUGAAGCCAUAUCCAGCCCUCUGUACAUCGCCAUCACUCUGGCUCUGUGUGUUGCUGGCUACCUCCUCGGCUCUGUGUUGGGGGCAGUGGUGUUACCAGGAGCCUGGUUGGGCGUUAUCUACUGCUGUUGUCACGAGGUACAUUCAGGCUACGUCAGAAAUAAACUCAAGACAGACAUGCAGGACAUCCCUGGGAACUAUCUGAGCAGACCGGACGACUGUUACUGGGUGGCAGAGGCUGAGCUUGAAGGGAUUGCCCAGAUUGUGGGUAUGGUGGCCGUGGUGGGCAAACAAAGCGGUAAUGAGCGAUACGGGGAACUGUUCAGGUUGAUCAUCGCACCAACAUGCAGACGGAUGGGCCUUGGUGUCAGGCUGGUUCAGACUGUGACUGACUUCUGUAAGGAACGAGGCUUUUCUGCAGUAGUGCUGGAGACCGGCUCCAAUCAGCAAGCUGCAGUGGCCUUAUACAAGAAACUGGGCUUCAGUCUGGUCCUGAUUCAUACCAACUCAUCAGCUCCCUCGUGGAUGUAUAUUCUGGCCAGGGCAACAGUUUUCAGAAUGAAGAAACAGCUGUAGUCCUGGAAUAACACUGAUCAGCUGCUAUGACUUUCCUGUUAUGUUCCUCUUUGUCAGUGAUUUAAGCUCAUGAAUCGAUCAUGCUUUACUUGAAUUAUAACUGCACAAUCAAUCCAAAUAAUCAAACUUGUAAUAUGGCCCAAUAUGGCAUUAUCCAAACCACAAGACCCUGUCAUUUUUUUUGAUGAAGGUAGAAUGUGCUGUAGUGAUGGAGAUGUCCUUUCCUACAAAUCUUGUUCAGAAUAUUCAAACAGCUUUGUAGAACAUGAUGUUCUUCAGUAAUCUGGGUGAAGUCAGUUUAACAAAGGUUAAGUAAAACACUCUUUAUCAAACAUGAGGGCUUUUCAUUGCAAAGAUAAACACUAGAGGGCGACAUUAAUAUAUGUAACCCUGCAGCACCUGUCUGUGAUGUGAGUCAAUAAUGUCUACUCUAUUGUAUUCAUUGAUUCUGACUCAAUUCAAGUACUUAAUAUAUGCGUGUGUAAAUGGUACAUAUA